GCAAAAGGCUAACAACUAUGUAUAUUUUCAGACCUAGUGAGAAUACUAUCAAGCCGCUUGGUAUACGUGAUAUUUUCCCCAAUGGCAGACAUAUUUAUGAACUUCUGCUGUUGUACAACUUUACCUUGGUAAGUGAAAUAAACGUUUUGAUUUUGGUGAUCUUCAACACAAAUGGCAAAACAUCUUAUAAGAUUUUUAGAAUUUUUUGCUUCCAUUCGUCCUCGGCAAUCUGACAUCCGUGUUGACCAAAACGUCGCUUGCUUGGCUCCCUAGAAUAAGGCAUCACUACAUUAUUGUAACUUCUUACACCCAGCCUAGAAUAAGGCAUCACUCCAUUAUAGCAACUUCUUACACCCAGCCUCUUUUUAGCGCCCUUUAUAGCGAAAUAUCAACAAACGUUCACUAGUAAUGCUGUAUAAUAUGUAGCGUUUUCUAGUAUGGCUAAAUAAUGGUAAAUUGUAUGAACAAUUCUCAAAAUGUUCCUCUAAUGAUGGUUCUGUAACUUCAUAUUUUUUAUAAGAACGUGAAAAAUUAUUUAGCUCCCAGCCUCUAAUUAGGCCCCCUCCUAAUAAGUCCCCUUUCCAGGCCCACUCGAACAAAUUAAGCCCCCAGGAAAUACGCUAUAUCAGUUGUAAAGUAAACUUCCUGGUGUAAACAUGCGGUGUUUUGUAGAGCCAAAUGCGACUGACACGAAAUUAUAAUCAGAUAUUAACUGCAUAUUGCUGGACUCAAAACCCUGUGGCAUGCAACUAUCAAUACCCGAUAAUAUAAACAUCAGGAAAGAUAAUAUAUAGAGGAUAUUACACGUCGGCGCGAAGAUAUGACUUUUAUCAAGCAAAAAAUUGCGAAAUUUCACGCUUAAUUAAAAGCAAAUUAGAAAAGGUCACGUGAUCGAUAUCUUCACUAGUGAAGAUAUGGAAAAUAUCUCACUGUGUAUUUUUCGGGUAUCUCACUCUCUACUACAUAACAAUACUUACUAUAAACCAAAGCACAUAAAUUAUAAAGUUUGAAAGAAUCUUAAAUUGGUAGCUGAUUCGAAAAGUGUCUUAUAUCUAAUUUUGUUUUUUCUUCAUUUUCAGAGUAAAUCAGCAGAUAUUUUCAUCAAUGCUUACCUUCUGAGUGAUCUACUUUAUGAAUCAGAAUAUGAAGGUCAAAUGUGGAUGUUGUAUGAUUCAAACAAGAUGUUGGUCGGGGUCGGUGAUGCUUUCUCGGAAAGGGUAAUCGCGUCUCUGCCGUUAUUGACUUUGUGUGUGAUAGAUCCCUUAGUAGAAACGCGGUUAGCUUUAUUAACAGUACACUAAUUUGUUUAUAUACUUAAUUAUUUAGUACAAUGUCAAACUUGAGAAGGGAGAAUAUUUUAUCAGGCUACAGGUAAUUAAACAUAUACCUCGUGGAUUUUAAAUACCAAGCAUCAGGAAAUGCAAACCUUUAAAUGUCUUAACUAUAAUCUCCAUCAGUUACAGUAGAGCAUCACAAGUUUGUGACGAGCCGUUGAUGACGACAUUUCGAGAUGCUAUCCUAUAUAUUGGCGUGUGAAUUACCAGAAAAAGAUUAAAAGUGUUUUAGGUAGUUUAGAUACCGACUCUCGCAGCUUAGAUUUCUGAUCAACAAUGUUCCGAAUGUUUUUAAGGUUCGUCACGAAAACAAGGACAAGUUAGAACGCCUCAACACAAUGGAAGUAAUAUUAGAACAAAAGAUUACAUCACCGUUAUCCUUGGAUAUAUUUCCCAGUCGUUCAUCCGCUAUGACUGCGAAUAGCAAGUUUACUGCUAAGACGAUGACACCGGGGGAUAUUAUGCCGCUGUUUAUUGGACAUCUACCACAUGAAAAGUGAGUUUUGUCUUGAUGCAUUGAUAAGUAUAUACAAACCUUCAUAUACAAACCGUAAUAUCUACUAAAGUAAUAGAAAUUGGAAGUGAAAAUACAUUUUCGACUGAUAAUAUUGAGUACGGAGGUUAAAAUUUUCGUGCUAUACAUGUUGCUCUUCUUUCCAAUCCACAAUAUACCGCAUCUUGUGCCAUUGACUUUCAGUGUCACUCACAUAUCCUUGAUCAGAAGAUGUCAACGGUUAUUUGUGUACAUACACUGUGAUACAUGAACAUUUCAGAUUUUGCAAUGUUUUCAAGUUGAAUGUAAUAAACAUCCAGCAGUGAUACCCAAAUAUUUCAAGAUUAUACAACACAAUACAAUACAAUAACAUUUAUUUAACGUGAUCAGAUACACUAUAGCUAUAGAAAAAGCUAAUUUACAGGUAUUGCCACGAUAAUAAUAAUUAAUUUAUAAGACGGUGGUAAAAAGAAGACUAAUUAAAAUUAGAAUUAUAGUUAUUACAUUAAUUUGACCUAAGUAAAAAUGCGUUAAGUUACUGUAGAUUGUCUAAGAUUUUAAUGUCGUUUAAUAUCGCCAGGAUUUCAGCCCAUAAGUAGUUGUAUUCACACCUUUGGAAUUUGAAGAAUAUGUUUUCCUCUCAAUGAAUAUUUGCUUUGCCUUAGAUUUAGCAAUUUAACAAGAUUAUAUGACAACUUUUUGCGAAAAGUCGAAAGUAUGAUCCUUUCUCGGAAAACAGUGUAGUACUGGAGAAUGUCCAGUAGCGCCUGCUGCACUGCUACCAGGAAAUGUUUAACGAAAUAUAUUCGCAGGAGUUUUUCAUUCUCAUACAAUUACUUUUUGUUUACAAAUUCCAAAAGUGCUUUGAAAAUCGAAAUUGUAAUGUGUCGAAAUUAAAGUUUACUGUAUCAUGUGUGGCAUCCCAGUUUCUCUGAAAUCUGACUAUAUGCAGGGAAUUUUAGAUCUCUAUUACACAGGAAAUCUGAAUUUCUGGAUUUUCCAGGCCUGCUAUAGAAUACCUAUACUGCUAAUAAUUUCGAUGCAAAAAGCGUGCAUUCUGCAUUAAGUAAUAGUGACUUGUGUUGUCGUGUAUUUUGUUCUGUACGUCAUACAAAAGCUUUGGCACGAAACGUCGCAGUGUUCUGAUUUUUGAUGUGUCUACAGAGAGAAAAUCUUGUAUUGCACAACUGUCUAAGCUAGACCCCAAAUUAAAAAUCCAUACAACGAUAUAUUUCAUUGUUAUGUGGUUUUAAUUUAUUUUUUUACUUUUUAGAUACAUGAAAGGAGCAAAGGCUGGUCACUAUUUGUCUGGAAACAUAAUCUAUCUUAAAUCAAAUGAUAAGAAGAGUGUGGUAAGACCACUCAAUUUCCUGUUUUUCAUGGAAAUAUAAUCCAAUAUAAAUGUACAUUUCUCUGCCCGGAAAGGGAUUUUGUUUUUAGUAUUUGGAUUUUGUUUGUGUUAUUUGGUAUUUGAUUUAUUUCUCAUUUUCAUAAGGCCAAAAUAAAAAUAUGUGAGUUUCCGGUUUCCCGACCCUACCUAGCUUUUGGACGUCGAAAUCCCGACCCUAAACUUUUUUAUAUUGGAUCAUGCUUGUAAGUGUUUCCACUUAGAGGAAAAUGUUUGUGGAAAAUUGAAAUUUGAGGCAAUAUUAGGGAAAUUUAUCUUUGGAUGUGGAAACACUGACUAAACAAAAUGACGUCCGGUUGUUAGGAAAAUUUACCUACCCUAAGUUUUUAUAAGAAGAAACCGGAAACCCACAUUUUUUGGCCUAAUGGUUCUUUCUUGCCAACUACCAGUGGCCAAGCUAGCCAUGGCAACUGCAUGGUCAUGCUAUGCUAUUAAACCUACAUAUUUGAAUAAUGCAAAUCAUUAAAAAUUGGCAUAACAUGACCUAUAGUAUUGUUAUUGUACACUUCGCCACUGCAACCUACCUUCACAUGUCCUUUCAAAAACAUCUUCUGGUGCCAAUUAGGGUUUCAAUUUCAUUGUAACAUAACAAAAUAUACAGCCAUUUUGCUCGUUUUAUUUCUCAUAUAUUUAACAUCCUCUCCAGUCAACCCAUACCCCUUCAAAUACAUCUUCUCGUGUUUACCUUGGGCUUGAACUUCAUUUCGCCGAAGCAUGAAUACUUUGCCAUUUCAUCUGCUUUAUUUCACAUUUCAACCAAUACCCAUUCAAAUACUUCUCGUGUUUGUCUAGGGUGUAAAUUUCAUUGCCACAAUACAAGAAUAUUAGGCACUUUCAUUCAUUGUAUUUCUCAUUCACUUAAUCCUUUUUUCAAGGCUAGCUCACCCAUUCAAACACAGCACAUCUCCUUGUGUUUAUAUGCCAAGGGUUUUAUUAAACUUCAUUGUAACAUACAAGGAAUUGAAGCCAUUUCAUUAUUUUCAUGUACUCGUUGUUUCUUUCCAGUCAACCUACCCAUUCAAAUAUAUCUUCUCGUCAUCCGCUGCAAAGAAAGGCAACCAAGAACGCAAGGAAAGUGCUGAUAAAACUACAGAUGAUAAAAAAUCCACCGAAGCUAAUAACGUAAGUAUUCAGGAGUAUUUGUUUUACAUUAUAUUUUCUCGAUGUCCCGCGUUGGUGGCCCUGAGCAAUAUAACACUGACGAGACAGAGAAAGAGAGCAUGUGUAGGUUUUCAAUUCAUCAUUGAGCAGUCUUGCCUGCAUUCGAAAACUGAAGAUUGGUUCGUUUUGUCCACAGGAAAGACGCCAGAAAGGCGUUCAUUUGACAUCAGCAGCAACACUCUGCUCAAAGCAGGAUAUAAUUGUUGGUUAACACUUUGAAAGUGCAGGGUUCGAAAUGUACGUAAUUUACCUUUCCAUCGUGACAGGUUGUGCAUCUUUUACCUGUCACCUCCAUUAUUCAGCCUGUACAUUUUUUGUAACUAAAAACACAAGCUUCGUUAGACAAAAGUGUGAUUUAAUAAAUUUGAAAAAAAGUAUUUGAAAUUUGUUUGAUGUACAGUUGAAUAUUCAAGAAACUGGUUAAUAAUGGUUAUUGAUUACAUAUGUUUUGGUUUGUAGAAACACGUAUAUUUAUGAUUGCAAAGCUUUCUAUUCGUAGGUCCAGAUCUUCAUCAGUGCUAUAUGACUCAUAUGACUUGUUUUAAUUCAUUCACUGAAUUGAUUACCGUCUCUUCAAUCUACAUACUCCUUGUCAAUACGGUAUUUGUUUAGGUGCUUGUUCAGCCUGUUGCAGGGGACAGGUAAACAGUUUUUAUACCUGUCGUUUGUGAAAAUCACCUGGAAUCGACAGGUCGUUAUUUUGAAGCCUGAAAGUGUCAUAGGCAGAUUUUCUAGCGUGUGCAUGGAAUGCGUGUCCUAUCCUCAAACAAGGAAAUUGUUCAACCAUCUAUAUGCUAUCUAUACUAUCUAUACUUUGAUACAGGUAUCGAAACAGAUGGAAGAAGCUGUGCGUGAUCUCAAAAUUACUUGGCUACCAAAGUAAGUGCAUAGUUAGCAUUUUUCAGUUUGCCACUUUGUUAAACAAAUCUCCUACAGUCAAGCUAGUCCUAUGUUCUUUCCUCCUCUUUUGCUGUGUAAUAUUGGUUUAUUUCUCGGGUGUAUGGCGCACUAUGGCAACUGGCAAGAGUUGACGUCACACCUGUCUAUAUGUUCCAAUCGUAUCCCAAUUUCGCUUCUAUAAAGGGUCAGCUCCUCCCGAACCAUCAGCUCUCUUCUAAUCCAAACAAGUUGAUUCAAUCAGCAUUAAAUGAGGUAAAUAGUCUAAUUCUAAAAAGUCCCAAGAGGAAGUUCCAAACGCAGAGCUGAUCGUCUACGAAACAGAACAUUUCGGAAUCCGAGGUGCAUGUGCAAGUCUCAGACAGGGAAAGUAGGUAUUCUAUCUUAUAUAUCGAACUAUCCCCUAGGGCUCAAGAUUCUAGUUUAUACGAAGAGCUGAAGCAAGCUUAUGCUGAUUACAUUCCACUGCAUUUAGCACAACUUAAAGUAUUGGAUGAGAGCAAGGUAUGGUGAUCUUUUUCAUUUGAUGUGUACUUCUUAUAUUUGUAUAUGUAAUCGAGUAUGAAUGGGGACGGAUUGAAAGUUAUGCAAAAUGGCACGUUGAUAGAGGUAUAACGGGAAAGACAUGCAAAUGUAGUUUUUUAGGAGAAACGAGGGUGGAAAAUAAGAUUCCUAUAAUCGUUAGUUGUGUAACACUAAUACAAUUACAAUUACGUUUUAUCAUGUCAUCAUUAAGGUGUUAAAUUCCUACAAUUUUAGGACAGAGACGAAAAGCUGAGCGAUAUUGUUAAUCUUGCUAAUGACAUCAUUUCCAAGGUAUAAAUACUCGGUCAUUUCCAAGGUACAAUUACGUAAAAUGUAAAUUUCAUCCUUACGAGGUCACUAAAAAUACCGAAUAUGGAGUUGUGCGCAGGAUACCUGCAGUGUCAAUGUAAACGUUCUGUUUGAAUAGCACGGGCAGUAGGUCAACCUCGCACCCAGGCUCUUUCCACUACGUUCCAGCGAGGAGCGUAGUGGAAAGAGCCUGGGUACGAGGUUGGCAGUAGGUAUGGUUAGCGCGCUGCAAAUACCGCUACUGAAGGUCAAUGGUAGGGUAUUGUUAGGUGACUAUCUUACUCUGUAACUAGAGUUGUGGUUAGUUUCUUCGUGUGCUUUAAGGGAUUUCUUCGGGGUACUUUCCUUUUCCUUCCUCACCAAGAAGUACCUUUUCCAACUUAGCUAUGAACUUAUGUGAAAAUAGUCGCUCUGCCGUGGGUUUUCUCUGGGUGCCCCGGUUUCCUCCCACAGGGAAAGUUGACAUAGGAUAGGAUAAACACACUUAGGAAAGUAAUAUCUCAAUUGUUGUAAAGAUAAAUAGUCUAGGUUAAUUAAGUAAGAUGAGCGUAAUACUUGAUGUAAUAGGUCACUGAAAAGCUCCAAUGGGGAAUGAGCUGAAUAAUAGACAGAUUUAGAUCGAGGACGCGGACGUCAAAGACGACGUGAAAAUGACGUGUCGUGCCCAUGUAUGGAUAUGCCACACCAUUUUGACGCCAUUUUCACGUCGUCUUUGACGUCCGCGUCCUCGAUCUAAAUCUGUCUAAUGUAAUGUAAAUUGUAUUAUAAUAUAGCAUUUGUAAAUUGUGCACGCUGAUUGGCAAAGAGCCGUGUUGAUAUAACUCGAUGUCAACACGGAAACGUCGGAAAAUUUCUUUCUUUAUAUUUCUUUGUGCUAUAUUAUAAAACAAAUAUAAAACACUUUUUCCGUAUUGAUAUAUAGUUAUAUCAACACUCGUGGAAGUUGGGAAAACUCGAAAUUGUAUGAAACACUCCGCCCUUCGGGCGUCGUGUUUCCAUACAAUUUCUCGUUUUCCCAAUUCCACUCGUAUUGAUAUAACUGUAUAUCAACACGGAAAAUGUUUUAUAUUUGUUAAAUGUAACGCAACGCAAUGUAAUGUAAUGUAAUGUAAUGCAAAGCUAUAUGCUCCGUGGGUCGUAUGGUAGCAACCAAAGUCUUGAGUUGCGUCCUGCACAAAUCAGUAAAGAUGAUUAGCACACCCUAACAUUACUGCGGGUAUGAUUUCUGUUUAGAUUGACGUGACUGGAUUGCUUGGUUACUAUGGUAUGAAAACUGUUUCUGAGCCAGACGCUGCCAGUAAGAGAAAGUAAGGAUAUUUUAUUAUAACUGAUCCCGGGAUAUACCUGGAUUGAUUUGAGUAUAUAUGGAUUGAAAGCGGAAGUCAGUCAUUAUUAAGCGAACAACUGAAGAUUUGACAUUAGAAGACCGAGACAUAUUUCCCCUAAACAUGUGGUUCUUUAGUUAAAUAGCAGAUUUUUUAUUAAUUGUUUUUGUUUGUGGAAACACCACAUUUAUUAUAUUUUAUCGCCAUGCAAACAUUCAAAGAACUUAUUAGAUUUUUUAUUGUCUAGCAAUGUUUAACUGACUUCAUUUUUUCGUUAUCCAGUCUAACGUUGUAGUUCAGUGACUUAUAAUAGAUAUUAUAAGAAAUUCGUAAGAUCAGUCAAUAUGAAACAAAUUUUAUUUUAUGUACAUUUCAGAGAAAUGGACAAAAUCAAAGCAGCACUGGUUGAAACUUACAUCAAAAAGGUUAGUUCAAUUUAUAGGGUACUGGGAUCCUGCUCUGUGUAUUCCUCCUCUUUAGUAAUCUUUGUAAGUAUACGUUUAAUUUUAAAAUUCGGUCGUGCUUCGAGAGUUUAUUCAAAAUCAAAGCAGUCCAGAUAUUAGAAAUUAAAUACAUAUCUUUCUUUGUUGUUUAGGGAAAUGCUUUGGCGUCAAUUGUGAAAAAACAAGAGGAAAAUGGUCCAAUUAUCCCAGGGGAUGACUCAGGUAACCAAGUGAUUUCGCCCGAAUAAGGAAAUGACGCGUUCUGUGUCAUGAUAAAUUGCAGUUGAACUAUAACAUGGAGCUGACUUAACAAAUAGAUAAGAUUUUGCUGUUGUCUGUUCAUAUAUAGAGGUCCUCUUAAUCUGUGUAGAUACACAGUAUGACGUGAUAAUAUGGGAAGAACAAAAAGUGGCUCACGAACCGCCGAAAAAGUCGAAAUUUUACAAAUAUCACGCGUACAUGAUCUAUACAAAUAAGGGAAUGCUAUUGGAUAAGGUUUUGUGUGACGUAAUUCCGUGUGUAUGUCCUCUAAUAGAUCAUGGCUCUCGACCAAUGAAAGCGCUUGAAUUCUUAACGUUAUUAUAUCAUUAUAUAAUAACGUUAAGAAUUCAAGCGCUUUCAUUGGUCGAUGAUCUAUUAGAGGACGUACACACGGAAUUACGUCACACAAAACCUUAUCCAAUAGCAUUAAUAUUCCCUUAUUUGUAUAGAUCAUGUACGCGUGAUGUUUGUAAAAUUUCGACUUUUUCGGCGGUUCGUGAGCCACUUUUAGAUAUGCAUAUCAAAUUAUUUAACUGCAUCAUUUCUGUUUCACUCAUAGCCACAAUGGAACUGUCAUUAAAUAAUUUUGUAAUUUAAAGUGAAUCAACCGUGCGGAAACUUUGCAUACUCAAAUAAUAAAUGAACAACUGAAUACUUUGACAUGCAUAAUAUAAUUUUUCCAGUCUCUGCUUACUUCUUGCACAUAUUGCACAUAUACAUGUAAUUAUUUCUAGUUUUUAGGUUGUCACAUUCAUUAUUCCGCUUGCAUUUUCACAGAAAAGGCACUGAAAACAUCGAAGUCGCAUUUUGAGUUUUUGACAACCUUCGGAACACUUGACACCUUCUUGGCACCACGUUCGCAAGGCGAAUUUCAGUAAGGGUGACGCAUGCGCAGACGUUUUUCCGCGGUGUUCUUGACACCACGUUCGCAAGGCGAAUUUCAGUAAGGGUGACGCAUGCGCAGAUGUUUUUCCGCUACAUGUUAUAGUUCAACUGGAAUUUAUCCCGACGCAGAACGCUUCAUUUGGAUGCGCAGUCGAAACUUCGAAUUGUCUUAUUAUUUACGGCAAAUAUUUUAUUAAGUCUCUCAUUUAACUCCCUUCUAGGGGGAGAAAUUUAUUAAGUCUCAUCGAUUUAGCCUCUCUCUCCUGUAAAAGUGGUGUAAAUCCUGUGUUCCGUGUAAAUUUACCAUGUUUAAUUUGUUUAUUUAUUUUGUUGGUAGGUUAUUCAAAAAAUCACUGAAUAUAUUUUUACCUUCAUUUAGAUGUGGACGCAGAAGAAAUAAUGAGAUUAAUGGCCCAAAAGGGUUAGCUUACAUACAUAUAUAUAUCUGAAUAAUUAAAUAGUAUAUCCAUUACAAUGAAAAAUUUACAGCUGUCAUUGUGUUAUAUAACACUGUGCUCCAUACUGUACGUGAUAAUCAGUAGCCUGCUCACAGUCCCCAGCCGAAAAUUUGAAACGGAAAAUUUCCGGUUUUCCUUCGAACAAAAUUUUGGGCUGCGAGCAGGCUAGAUAAUCGGUGGUAAAUAUACCUGUAUGCUGGUAGUUAUUCUGAAUUUAUGUACUGUUUAAUAAACGAGCAGGAGUGUUUUAUUAGGUUUAAAGCCACGAGUGCGCAGCGCGAGUGGCUUUAGACCUAAUAAAACACGACCUGCGAGUUUAUUAAACGGCUUCAAACACGACUACAAAUUCAAUAGAUAUGCUGCCUUAUUAGUAUUCUUUAUAUAAAGAAUACUAAUGAGGACACGACUACAAUAGAUACUGUCUGAUUAGCAUUCUUUAUAUCAAGAAUACUAAUUAGGAAUGUUUUAUCAGGUUUAAAGCCACUGCACGUGACAUAUUAUGGUUGACAUGAUUUGCCAAUAAGCUUAUGAAUUAUUAAUGAGUGUUUGGAAUAUAUUUAUUUUCAUAUAAUUUUUAUAGAACUGCUAAAGGAUACGUUUCAGGAUCUGCUCAAGUGGGUUGAGGUUACGGAUUCAAAGGUAAUAAAUCUCCAAACAUUUAGAAACCCAGUGUUAACACAUUAGCCCACCAUACUUACCUGUUUCAAUGGUGAGUUGUUAGCCGACUUGGAACGACUACUCGUAUUGGAUUCAGGUUAGAUCCAUGCAUGUGGUGUCUUGAGCUGACCACCAACCCCCAAAACCUUCGUGCUCAACUGAUUGAAAAUUUAGUCAACUGAUGGAAAAUUUAGAAUUAAAGACGAAACAAAUUCUUUGUGCCAGUCGAUUUUGUCCCACCUAACAUGAUAAAUAAUCAUUUGUGUGAUCAUUUGAAAUAUAAUCGAAAUAUCACUUUGAAUUUUGUCUGUGUGAACUCUGCUUGGUUCUUGUUGAACUCAUAUCUUGUAUAAGGCAAUACUCUCCUGGAUAUGCCUUUUCUAAUUACAAGAUUAUCAUUCAUGCUGCGGGGUAAGAUAAUUAUUUUGAGUCGUACCUGACUGGUACUCCCAUGGUUAUUGCCGCGUACUUGAGCUGAUACAAACGUAAGACUGAGGGUGUUCAAAGUACAGGUGCUGAAAGGUACAGGUGCUGAAAGGUACAGGUGCUGAAAGGUACAGGUGCUGAAAGAAGCACAAUUACAUAUAAAAACACCACAAUCGACUCCAUCCUUCCUUAGUAGCAUCAGUCCAAUCAGGAGCGUAGGAAGCUUGAUAAACCUGCGGGGCGAGGGGGGUUGCGAUUCCACGAGGCGCCACUAUAGUUGGUACCGAUCGGGGAAAAAAUGGAGUCUCAAGAUCGUCGGAAAUGGCAUUCCCAGAGUCUUCUCUACCUCUUUCACAAGGCCCUUGGAUAAUUCUUCCAUUAUGAUUUGUGAGUGUAAGCUAUUUGUGGGUGGAUUGAUGGAUUGUUAUUAUCAAUUGGCCGAUCGGAAGCUAUUCCGGCCCCCUUUAUAGGAUAUUGGGCAGCGGCCACCCUGCUUCCUAUACGCCCUGAGUCCAAUCAUGUUUCAUACCAAGACAUGUCACACUUACUCUCUCUUUCUAUAUAUAUAUAUAUCAACUUAAUCAUAUCACUCAUUGGUAACGUGGCUGAAAAAAUGCAAGCAGACCGUAAUAUUGGCGUACAGCGUAAGCAGGCGAACUAUCGCACCCAAGCAUGCUGUAAAGCUCAAUUUAUUAACUAUAUUCUUUUUUCUACCAGGCGUCAUCAUUCGUGAUUGCCUAUUAUCUUGUGAUGAAACAUUACGGCCGAGCUUUAAGACGUCUGUUGAAGGAAGGGGAAGAAAAAACAAUGACUUUGGAACAAUUUGAAAAAAUGAUUGAGGUAUGUGUGCAAACUCGUGUUCUUUCCUUAUGAGAAAUUAUAUGCUCACUUGUUUUACUUUAGUCAUGACAAAAAAAAACGUGUGUAAAUUUAAAACACCUUUGUUAGAAUGUUAUUUUGACGUGAAUAACAGGAACCUGUUAGCCUGCGUAGCAGGCGUUUAUUUGCUUGCGGGCGGCGAGGGCGGCACCUGCUACGCAGGCUAGUAACCUAUGGGCUUGGGUUAAUUCGAUUCCUGGGUUGGGACAUCCAGAAAUCCUAAUAGCUCAGUGAUCAGAAUCUUGAUAUUCCAGAGGCUUUGGAUUCUGUUCCUUAUUGAGACAUUCAGAAAGUUUCAGCAAAUACUUCGACUCUAUGUAUUUGGACAGCCAAAACAUCUUUCCGAAAUUACACGACUUUCUGUGUUCUGUAACCCGCAUGCAUGUGUUUAUAGUAGAAAAUAAUCCAAUAUUGGGUGAAAUGAAAAUAUAUAUUUCAUUUCGUUUAUUUUAGCUAUUUGAUGAUCUUAGCUGGACUCACUGCAGUAAACAUUUCAGGAACAUGAAGUUGGUCCGUUAUCCCAAGAACUAUCAACCAUUUUAAAAUACACUCGUGAACACCGAGUCUAAAUAUUAUUACUUCAAUUUUGUAGAAUAGAUUUCACUAGCUACAGUAAAAUAUUUGCAUUUCGCAUGCUUAAUUAAUAAUUAUGAUAUCUUACAUUUUAUUUAAUAUAUUAAUACACAAUGUUUCAAAAUUUAAUAAUAGCAUGUAAAAAUAACACAGGAGUGUAUAUUAUUAUAUAAGAUAUAAAUAUUUGAAUAUUAGAUUUAGGAUUUUGGAAAAUAAUUACACCAUGAAGCACAAUGUAGAAUAGACAAUGUUCAUUUUCAACGCUGUCGCUAUGCGCGUCUUGUGUUCUUAACUUUGUGAGUUGUUCGCAAUCUCGUUCCCCGAGCCUGCGAUCCUCGGGAAGGAACGCGAGGCUCUGGGAUAAUCCGUUUCAGGGAGGAAUCUGAUUGGCCAUUGAAAUGGAAUGCGUAGUUCAAUCUUAGCCAGGAUUCUUGGCUUCCGGUAACGGAUUAUCCCAGAGCCUUCGAUUCCUUCCCGAGGAUCGCAGGCUCGGGGAACGAGAUUGAGUUGUUCGAUGAUACAACCUCGUACCCAGGCUAUUUCCUCUCACGCGCUGGUGCAACAGCAACCCUGGGAACGGGGUUGUCGAUGUCAACAUGGUUUUCAAAAUAGUUGUUCCACGUUCUCAAUUUCUUCAAUGCUUGUGACGGAUUGAAUCUAGUUGUAAAUAAUUAACGAUACGAGUUUUAAAUUGAAGGGCAUCUGUUAAUCAAGUGUCCUCUCGUGAUGUAAACUACACCUUUUCAUUAAAAUAAAAUUGCA
Paramuricea clavata is the source of this 12796-nucleotide messenger RNA. NCBI's taxonomy places the organism in Eukaryota, Metazoa, Cnidaria, Anthozoa, Malacalcyonacea, Plexauridae. The record is from the annotation of a GenBank genome assembly.